AGGGAAGAAAAAGAGUUCCCGAGCCGAGCCGAGCCGAGCCGGAGCUCCUCCAAAUUAUGCAUUGAAGACUUAAGCGUGCACGUCCACUUCUGACCAGACUGCGUGUUUGUGCGUGCAUGCAUGCGUGCGUGUUUAUCCCCGAAAGUGUAAAAGAACCGGGACUGAUGCGCACCGUCCACUGUCCAUUUCCUCCCCACAGGUUUUUGGGACGCAUAUUUUUGGGGGGAUCACAUUUUCAGGACUAUGGCGGACGACGACAUCCUCUUUGAAGAUGUCUACGAGCUCUGCGAGGUCAUUGGCAAGGGUCCCUUCAGCGUGGUGAGAAGAUGCAUCAACAGGGAGACGGGGCAGCAGUUUGCUGUCAAAAUCGUGGACGUGGCCCAGUUCACCUCCAGUCCUGGACUCAGCACGGAGGAUCUGAAGAGGGAGGCCAGCAUCUGCCACAUGCUGAAGCACCCCCACAUUGUGGAGCUGCUGGAGACGUACAGCUCAGACGGGAUGCUCUACAUGGUUUUCGAGUACAUGGACGGAGCAGACCUGUGUUUUGAGAUUGUCAAGAGGGCGGAUGCUGGCUUUGUCUACAGCGAAGCAGUGGCCAGUCACUACAUGAGACAGAUCCUCGAGGCGCUACGCUAUUGCCACGACAACAACGUCAUCCACCGAGAUGUCAAGCCUCACUGUGUGCUGCUGGCGUCCAAAGAGAACUCUGCUCCGGUGAUUGGGGGGUUCGGAGUUGCCAUCCAGCUUGGAGAAUCAGGACUAGUGGCAGGAGGUCGGGUAGGAACUCCCCACUUCAUGGCCCCGGAGGUGGUGAAGAGAGAGCCGUACGGUAAACCUGUGGACGUGUGGGGCUGUGGAGUCAUCCUCUUCAUCCUCCUCUCAGGCUGCCUGCCUUUCUACGGCACCAAGGAGCGCCUGUUUGAGGCCAUCUGCAAGGGCAAAUACAAGAUGAAUCCACGCCAAUGGGGCCAAAUCUCAGAGAGCGCCAAGGAUCUGGUGAGGCGCAUGCUGAUGCUGGACCCUGCUGAGAGGAUCACCGUCUACGAGGCUCUGAACCACCCCUGGCUGAAGGAGAGGGACAGGUACGCCUACAAGAUCCACCUGCCAGAGACUGUUGAACAGCUGAGAAAGUUCAACUCCAGGAGGAAGCUGAAGGGGGCAGUUCUGGCUGCAGUGUCCAGUCACAAGUUUAAUUCCUUCUAUGGAGACCCCCCCGAGGAACUCCACGACUUCUCCGAAGACCCCACAUCCUCAGGGGCUGUCUCUCAGGUGUUGGACAGUUUAGAGGAGAUCCACGCUUUGACAGACUGCAGUGAAAAGGAUCUAGAUUUCCUUCACAGUGUUUUCCAGGACCAGCAUCUACACACACUGCUCGAUCUCUACGAUAAGAUCAACACCAAGUCGUCCCCACAUAUCAGAAACCCCGCCAGUGAUGCCGUGCAGAGAGCCAAAGAGGUACUGGAAGAGAUCUCCUGCUACCCAGAGAACCACGAAGCUAAAGAGCUCAGACGGAUACUGACCCAGCCGCAUUUCAUGGCUUUGCUUCAGGCCCACGACGUGGUGGCCCACGAGGUCUACAGCGACGAGGCCCUGAGGGUGACCCCUCCACCCACCUCGCCCUACCUGAACGGAGACUCCCCGGAGAGCACCAACGGAGACAUGGACCUGGAGAACGUCACCCGGGUCCGCCUGGUCCAGUUCCAGAAGAACACAGAUGAGCCAAUGGGUAUCACGCUGAAGAUGAACGAGUCAAACCACUGCAUCGUUGCCAGGAUAAUGCACGGGGGGAUGAUUCACAGACAAGGAACGCUGCAUGUAGGAGAUGAGAUCAGGGAGAUCAACAGCAUCAGCGUGGCCAACCAGACUGUUGAGCAGCUGCAGAAGAUGCUGAGGGAGAUGCGAGGCAGCAUCACCUUCAAAAUAGUGCCAAGUUACCGGACGCAGGGCUCCUCGUGUGAGAAAGAGUCCCCCAACACCUCUGGGCAGUCCCCUGCCAAUGGCCACUCCAGCAUUAACAGUUCUAUCUUGGACCUGCCCUCCACCAUUCAGCCCAAAGGUCGACAGAUCUACGUGAGGGCUCAGUUCGAGUACGACCCCUCCAAAGACGAGCUCAUCCCCUGCAAGGAGGCCGGCAUUCGCUUCCAGGUGGGCGACAUCAUCCAGAUCAUCUCCAAGGACGACCACAACUGGUGGCAGGGCAAACUGGAGAACACGAAAAACGGCACGGCAGGCCUCAUCCCGUCGCCGGAGCUGCAGGAGUGGCGGGUGGCGUGUAUAGCCAUGGAGAAGACCAAGCAGGAGCAGCAGGCCAGCUGUACCUGGUUUGGCAAGAAGAAGAAGCAGUACAAAGACAAGUAUUUGGCAAAGCACAACGCAGUGUUCGACCAACUAGAUCUCGUCACGUAUGAAGAGGUUGUGAAGCUUCCUGCUUUCAAGAGGAAAACAUUAGUUCUGUUGGGCGCCCAUGGAGUUGGCAGAAGACACAUCAAGAACACACUCAUCACCAAACACCCCGACAGAUUCGCCUACCCAAUUCCACACACAACCAGACCUCCAAAGAAGGACGAGGAGAACGGGAAGAACUACUACUUUGUCUCCCACGACCAGAUGAUGCAGGACAUCAGCAACAACGAGUACCUGGAGUACGGCAGCCACGAGGACGCCAUGUACGGGACGCGGCUGGAGACCAUCCGCAUGAUCCACCAAGAGGGACACAUAGCUAUACUGGACGUUGAACCUCAGGCCCUGAAGGUCCUGCGGACGGCAGAGUUUGCCCCAUAUGUCGUCUUCAUUGCUGCACCAACUAUUACGCCAGGCAUCAACGAGGACGAGUCGCUCCAGCGGCUGCAGAAGGAGUCAGAGAUCCUGCAGAAGACCUACGCCCACUACUUCGACCAGACCAUCAUCAACAACGAGAUCGAUGAGACCAUCAGGCACCUGGAGGAGGCCAUCGACCUGGUGUGCACCACCAGCCAGUGGGUUCCCGUGUCCUGGGUCUACUGACCCUGCAGCCCUGAGAGACACCACCACCUCCACCUCCCAGCAACAACACCUUGGCCAAACUCCCAUCAUUCCCUCUUCGAAGUAAGAAUAAGUAAUAAACUUGUGGGAAACCCUCUCUCUACACUGCACCCCCCCCGUCAGCGUACUGUGAAAGCAACCACAGCAUUCGAACCGACAUCCUCCUGAACGCUGCACCACCAACCCGCGGCGGCCAGUAAUCGGACUCUCGCCCUGACAGACGACCUAGACAUAGUGAUGUAUAAAAAAAACACAGAGUUUAAAACAAAAAGUGAAUAUUGUCAUGUCUGUACUAGCUAGGAGGCAACAUUUUUGUAGAUGUUUGUUUUAAAGAGACAGUACUGUUAUCCCGUCCUCCCAUCACAUUGUAGUCCUGUUGGGUGUUGUAGUUCUAAACCAUCUGUAGAAGGACACUGUCGGGGUAUUCUGCCUACAAGCAGACUGAACUAAAAGCACACAAACCCACUGCGAUGUCUCCUCAUCUGUAGAUCAUGAUUAUUUAUUCUGUCUGGUUCUUUUUCUGAGCUGUAACGCUGGGUUUCAUCGUCUCACGAUCCCACCGUAGGCUUUCGGUACAGUUACAUCAUCACACACAUACGCACCUUCCUGCUAACCGACCAGGUACUGUCUCUUCUAAAUAAAUCCAUAAAUGUUUUAGAGAUUUGAAUGAGGAUAUCAUGCAUGUGGACAUUUGCAAGCUUCCAUGCUGUCAGUCAGUCAGUGUUCCCAGUGUCCCUCUGUAAACCUCCAAGAAAGAAAAGAAGACAAAAAUAUAUAUAUAUUAAAAAAAAUAAAAAAACAUUCCAACUGUUUGGAAGACUGAACUCAAGGGACGCAAGCGGGAGCAAGAAAAAACGGAGCCGGACGUUGACUUGACACCUAUGCACAUCCCUUGCAUUUCAGGUGACAUUUCUAAACCACAGAUUUAUAAAACAAAAAAAGGAGAAAAAAAAAUGAUCGACCAUGUAGUGAGAUGUGUUUGUAAAAAGGAAAAAAAUCUAAUAAAAGACUUGAUUUUUCUCUUUUUGAUUUGUCAUACACGGAAAAAAAGGCAAAACAAAUGUCACCUUAUUCUUCAUUUGCCAUUUCAGAAAUGUGAUGUCCGAGAGUAUUAAUGUUUCAAUCAAGUUUAAAAAUUGACGAGAGAUGACAUUUUUAUUACGCAACUGUGUAACUUGUCUGCAAAGGAUUAUGUACACUAUCCAUUCUGCAAAGGUGACGACUCUGCGAGGGAAGAGGACGCAGCGUGUGCAUCUGAAUAACCUGUAUAUGAAUAUCGGCAGACUGACGUACAAACUGCCUCUUGUGUAAAUGACUCUGCAAUGAUAAAAGUUCUUCAGUAUGAACAGUUUUUUAAAUAUAUUUCCUUUUAUG
Messenger RNA from Anoplopoma fimbria (sablefish), 4395 nucleotides. RefSeq names its product calcium/calmodulin-dependent serine protein kinase a (gene caska). The record is from RefSeq and is a predicted model, not a curated record. Gene Ontology annotation, biological process: regulation of neurotransmitter secretion; protein phosphorylation. NCBI's taxonomy places the organism in Eukaryota, Metazoa, Chordata, Actinopteri, Perciformes, Anoplopomatidae. Gene Ontology annotation, cellular component: basolateral plasma membrane; plasma membrane; cell-cell junction. Gene Ontology annotation, molecular function: ATP binding; protein kinase activity; signaling receptor binding.